Galleria mellonella (greater wax moth) is the source of this 1595-nucleotide messenger RNA. RefSeq lists its product as uncharacterized. Bases 541 to 921 code for a protein of 126 amino acids. Lineage: Eukaryota; Metazoa; Arthropoda; Insecta; Lepidoptera; Pyralidae. The transcript is spliced from 2 exons. The record is from RefSeq and is a predicted model, not a curated record.
UAUAAAGCACUUACUGCUCAGAUAAAGUAAAAAAGUGAGUGUGAACGCUUUUUUUGAAAGACAGUUUAGCCGGUAGUCUCUUAAUGGCAUCAGGAAGCGCGUUCCAGAGUCGUGAAGAAUGUAGGAGAAAAGAGUUUGAAGCGUAAUCAGUACGGUGAGAGGUGAGAAAUAGUUGGAAAGUAUUAUUGGAACGAAGGUUACGAUUGUGAGUUUCAGAUAGAUACUGGAAUUUACUGUUAAGUAGUUCUAUUCCAAGUGAAUUCAUCACGAUGAGCUAACUGCAUAAUUGCUAGCAAUGGGGCUAUUAAUUCCCAUUAUUGACAAUCCUUUCUCCCUCCACCGUCAGGGUGUUUGCCGUUCAAAGUCUUACAAAAAACAACCCACAAAAAAUUAAUGUCGUGAUUUUUACUAAGCAGUAAUAAUGCGUAACAGAAUAGGUCGUCGAGUCCGUUAAUAAUAUUCUGUAAGCAGUUCAUAAAUCGGGUGUCCAUCUUCCUUAACGGUUCAGUCAGUCGGCGACAGGUCAGUGAAGUGUUCGACAUGAAGUACUUUGUAUUGAUAACUCUCCUCAUUAUUGUACACACCACAACAGCUACCAUAGACAUCGAGAAGUUAAGAGAAAAUGCUGCUGCGAAGGUGCAAACAUUACAAGACCAAACAGCUGCAACUCUACAGAAAGUGACAGACAGUAUCGACUUUGGGAAAAUACUACAAAUAGUGGUCCCGAUAGUGCAACAGCAGCAAAAAAUCUUCCAGCAGUACCAGGACCAGUUGGGAAACAUCCCAGCUGUUAUACAAUCGCAAGGGGAGAAAUUGAGGGGCUAUUAUCAGAAAUUGCACGGCCUCACCGGUAGGGAUUUAGUUCUGGCCUUUCACACCGGCGUACCGUGGCCGGCGUGGAGAAGAAUGGAUGAUGAAUGAAUGAAGUCACCUAGUACCUACAAUAUUUUUAGUAUUAAUUUAUACGAAGAAAGACUAAUUUAAAUGUAACAAAUUUAAUCUUUUACUCGAUACCCGUUUUUUGUCCGAUACGUAUGCGUAGAUUUAUAUAUAUUUAUGUAGAAAAAUCAAUAAAAUAGGUGUGUAAAAUCAAAUAUUACAGAUUUGAAGUUUCAGGAACGUCAAAAACAUUUUCAAUUUGGUGCAGUAAAUUCGUGACACCGGAACAAACAUACCUACAGACAGACAGAAUUAAAAAAAAAAUUGGCAUCUAUUAUUUUUGUCAAGACCCCUCAUUUAUCGCAGUACAGUAAGAUAUUUUAAUGUGGUCAAACUAUGGUCUAAGUACUCAGGAUUUUAAACCGGAAUGAAGUAUUUAUAACAUGUUAGUUGCUGGUGAUAUAAGUUUUUUUUAUAUCUUAGAUAGGUAUAUAGGCUCGCGACCCACCUAAUGGAUAGUGGGAAUGGAUUUUUGAAAACAAUUGUGUUACAUUCACAGAUAAAUAAUUUAUCUUUGUGCAAUGUGACAAUGGUUCAUAUUUAGAAAUCAAUUUAUUAAAUCGUGGUAACUCGGCUUUAAAUGUAAAUAUUUUUGUGAUAGUUUAGAUUACUUGUUAUAUUAUAGAACAUAAGUUAAUAAAAUAAUUUCUUAUCGA